Molecule: messenger RNA, 3617 nt
Organism: Xyrauchen texanus (razorback sucker)
Lineage: Eukaryota; Metazoa; Chordata; Actinopteri; Cypriniformes; Catostomidae
Product: leucine-rich repeat-containing protein 3-like
Exons: 2
Coding region: 444-1244 (266 amino acids)
Cellular component (GO): plasma membrane
Molecular function (GO): protein binding
Source: RefSeq, a predicted model, not a curated record
CGGCAAACGCCGGAUCCACGAAAGUAUCAACAAGUAUGUUCGCAGAUUUGGUGGGAAGGAUGCUAAAUACAUGGAGUCCCCUUCACAUCUUUCUUCUGCUUUCUUGCUUCUAAUUAAAACUUGGCUCUUGAACAUUUCCUUGUCAAAUAUUUAAUUGCCUUUCAGAUCUUGAUGGAGUCAUUUGGAUUCUUUCCAGAACAUUCACAAUGAAUUGCAACGGGUGCUAAAUUUCGUUCUCUGGCUUGUGCUCCACAUUCAUAACAAUGGCUUCCAACACCUGAAAAUUAAAAACGGUAGAAAGUGCAUUAAUGAGGAAACCCUGCCAAUAUGGAAAUGACCCUGAGAACUCUUAUGUUUAUUUGUUUUUCAUUUUCCAAUAUGACAUGGAUUAAUAUUGAUUGCCCUUGAACUGUAGCGAGCAUUCAGAGAGAAAAUAUCUGGACAUGACUUUCCCUGGACGGACUCGUGUGUCAAGGAACGUUUUCAUCCCUCAUGUCUGUACCCUUAUCUUGGAAUCACUUUUCUCAGUGAUAUUUUUGAGUGUGAUGGGUUCUGCUUGUCCCAAGAGCUGCCACUGCUCUGAAAGGAAUGGUUUGACAGUAGUGCAAUGUUCCUCUCGCAACCUAGAGGAGAUACCCCCAGACCUUCCACACAAUACCAUGUCACUUCUGCUGUCCUCCAAUCACAUCACCAAAAUCCCCAACCAGGCUUUCAAAAACCUUCCUUGGCUUCAAGAGCUGGACUUGUCGAGGAAUGCUAUUGACACAGUGGAUGCUGGGGCUUUUCAGGGUGUCGCUGAGAGCUUGAGGGCCCUCAAUCUGUCCUAUAACCAUAUGCGAAGCGUACCAAAGGAGGCCUUUGCUCGGCUGAAUGCCAAAAUCAGCCUGUCCAACAACCCAUGGCACUGUGAGUGCACCCUACAGGAAGUGUUGCGUGAACUCCAGCUGGAUCCUGAAACUGUGAAUGAGGUGAGUUGCCACACCUCUGUCCAGGAGGAGUAUGCGGGCAAGCCUAUUAUACAAGUGUUGGAUUCGGGCAUAAACUUUUGUAACUUCCACCACAAGACUACCGAUGUGGCCAUGUUUGUCACAAUGUUUGGCUGGUUCACAAUGGUGAUUGCUUAUGUAAUCUAUUAUGUACGGCACAACCAGGAAGAUGCCAGGAGACAUCUGGAGUACCUCAAGUCCCUGCCAAGUAGCUCCCAAAUUAGUAAGGACUUUGACACAAUCAGCACUGUUCUCUAGCAUGAAUCAAUGCAAUAUAGGAGCAAAUGUGUUUGGCGACUGGGUUGGUAGUAAUGAUGGCACAACAGCAAGCCUUAUCAUUUCUAAUUGCUUCCCAAGGACCUAAUAUGUAAUUUUGUUGAUCAUUUGAUUUGAUUGUAAAUGGUUUUAUGGAUGUUUGCACAAUGAAUGUUUUGACAAUUUUUCUGUCAACAUAGUCUCAUGACAACUCGUAAUAAUUUGUAAGAGAUAGCAAAAUUGUAAGAUUAUCAUACGAUUUGGUUUGUACAGAAAGGUAUGGCUUUUAUUCCCAUAGAUACCAACCAAACAACAGAAUUUAAAGUUAAUACAAUAUAGGCAUCAAAUUUCGCAAGCCCACUAUACAACACUUAAUUUUAAGAAAGGAAAUGUCUGAGAACAAAUUUGGUCACUCAUUCCAAAUUUUUAUGCAAUACAAUUCACUGAUGUACGUCAGUAACAUAUUCCAAGACUUUUUUUUUUUACCAUGGUACACAACAAUGAUUGUCCUAUUAAAAUCAUAGUUAAGGUUAGGGUUUGGGAAAAGGGUUAAACUUUGUUUAGAUUUAGAUUUAGGUUAGGGAUUAUGCUUUAUUGUUAAGUUUUGGUUGGGGGUUAAACUUAGGAAAUAUUGUAAGAAGUCUCAUUCAGAAGCCCAUUGUUUAUCUUUCUUCAAUAGUUCACAACAGUUAUUUUCCUCUUAAAAUCAUCAUAGGUUUGGGUAAGGGGUUAGACUUCAUGGUAAGGUUUAUGUGUGGGAUGUGGGUUAAACUUUGGAGAAAUUGUAAUAACAUAAUUAAUUAAUUUGUUUAUUUUUCUCAAUGCGAGUUAAAAGAUGUUUUUGUUCAAGCCAACUCAUAUGAUUUCACCUUCUUGUUUUAUUAUUACAAUUUAUCGUGAGACCGGGUUGGUUAUGUUGUGGCCAAUUGGUGCCUCUCCGCAGGUUCUGCAAAAGCUCAAAUUUCUUUACUGGGGCUUAAAUUACAUUUUCCUAAAAUUAUUUGUCAGUUUGCGUUCUAAUUGAAUUACAUUUCACAACUGAGAACUAAAUGCUGGAUUUAUGGUCCAUUUAUUUUCCUUUCUUUAUGGUGUUGUGUUAAUGAAUGAGUUUUCAGAGCAAGUACAUCACUGCCAGAAACCCAUCAGUUGAGCUUUUCCUUGUUAUCUGGAAAGUUGGCUGCUCACCCCAUUCUAAAUGCUCAAGUGCCUACACCCUGGUACCUCAACACCAAUACACUGUGCAUUGGGCAUUAUUUAUUGUGUUUUCUCUAUUUUCCUUAUAAUUGAAGAAUUUUUUUUUUAAUGAGUGUUACGUCCCAGUACAUAAUCUUUGUUGGGGACCUGGGUGUGCUGCCUGUGUGUGUGCUUCUUUGUUUUUUCCCCCUAUUUUGCUAUCACAGGAUCAGUGACACCAGCUUGCUUCAAUUACCAUCAAUGGGUGUGGCUCUCCUAAUUCGCUCUUGGAGGAUAGCACACCAGUAUAAAAGCGUGCCUGGUGGAACUAGAGAGGGGAGACAGGAGAUACUUCCAUGUGGUCUCCUUGUUGAGCUUACCGUUUUCCUGCCCCAGAUAUUUUUGUGUUGUUUUAUGGUUGAAAUUUGUAUUCCAACCCUGUAACUGUUGAUUCAUGUAUGUACUGAUACUUGCUAAACAUUCCUGUGAAGCCGGGUUUAUUUGUUGUUUAGCUCUCUUUUUGUAUUGCCAUUCACGCUAAGCUAAUUGGCUUAUGCUUAGUUCUGGAGGAAGUCGUAGGGAGUUGGGUGCCAUUUUCUUUGUUUAUCUUUUUCUCCUGUUUUUAUGUUAGAGAGGGAGCAUGUUAUAGCCCUGUGUCUUUUUGUUGUAUUUUAUCUUUAAAAACUUAGUUUUCAUGAAAUGGUUAGAAGCUUCUUUUGUUUAUUAUUUUGACCUGACCCUCUCUUGAGCUAAUUUUGCUUCCAUUUUUAUUUUAUUUUUUUUAUUUUAUUUUUUGUAUCUAGCUGAGCUAUCCUUUAGUACAUCUUUGAUACUACUUCAAAUUUUGUUGUCUGGAAAGUCCUGGGACAGGAGAUGGGCGCUCAGACAAGUACAGUAUUUAUUUAUUUACAUCUUUUAGUUUUGUUACUCCUCUACCGUAGACGGGGGAGGAUGUAACAUAAUUUUGAGGCAAUUUCUGUUGUCCUGUGUGUUUAUUAGAGCAGUGUCAUUUUCAGAUAUUUUAAGUUUAAAUCUUUGUGUAUUUGGAUGAUUUCUCUGAUCUUUGUCAAUGGAAGUGUUGUACUGUAUAUAAAUAGAGGAUAUCAGAUGAUAUGCAAAAAAGGAAUUUGUUUGUUUAUUAUAGGGAAAAGGGCUUGAGUCUUUUCAUCUGAACACAAUGUUUGUUUUUGUAGAGAGUCCACA